AUGACACACUUAGAUUCUAUGAUUCAGCUCUUACUUGACGAAGGUACCUUGGUUCUUGAGAGUGACCGCGAAGAACCAUUGUGCAUCACAAAUCACGACAUCCUUCGAAUGAACACUGCGACUCUCGAAGAUUCUUUGAGUGCAGGGACCUUGAAUUGGGAUACCACGAUUCAUGGUGUUCUCUAUCUAUCUAUUCAAUCAGCACUCUCCGCUCGAUGUGGUGAUAUUCUAGCUGAUUUGGAUGAUGAAAAGUGCCUUAGGUGCGAGGAAGUACGCAUCGUCCUCAAAAUUGUGGAAGGCAGGGAAGGUCUUUGGGCCACCUUUAAGCUAAAACACUGCAAAGGGGCCAAGGGUGUACGAGAAACUCAGAGGACGAUCGAACUUGGCCAAGUCCACGACAAUAAGUUCAACGCCUGUUGCCCCAUCUCCCUGCUCAUAAUCUGGUCUCUUCGCAUUGGCGCUGUUAAGGAGACGAGUUGGGAGGAAUUGAUCUCCAACAUGAGAAAGAGACCCGCCCAUGUUCUUGUUUGGGGCCGACCAGAUAUGCCGGUGUUCUGCUCCAUAACACCAGACACUACAUUGAAGCUCAGCACGCCUGCUUCUACUGACGUCGGCAAGCCAAUACUCAGAACUGCGGCUCAGACUACAGGUCUCCUCGCCAUACCUCACACGUAUGACAUACGGAGAGGAAGCGGAAGAGAGCUUGUUCAUCUCCCAUCUCUGGGUGACGACAAUUGCGAUGUUGCACGGAAAGUUCUGGGUCAUACUCGCAAUUCCCUUCCAAAUGGAGUGACAGAUCUCUACAUUGUAGUCUCAGGUAUUGACAACUUGGAACAUCCGACUGGCGCUGAAGCAUCCUUUGCCUGGAGAUACCCAUGCACUCAUUGA
Messenger RNA from Clonostachys byssicola, 888 nucleotides. The record is from the annotation of a GenBank genome assembly. NCBI's taxonomy places the organism in Eukaryota, Fungi, Ascomycota, Sordariomycetes, Hypocreales, Bionectriaceae.